Messenger RNA from Lotus japonicus, 1619 nucleotides. RefSeq lists its product as uncharacterized. The coding region runs from base 175 to 1209 and encodes 344 amino acids. Gene Ontology annotation, molecular function: sulfotransferase activity. The transcript has 6 exons. Lineage: Eukaryota; Viridiplantae; Streptophyta; Magnoliopsida; Fabales; Fabaceae. The record is from RefSeq and is a predicted model, not a curated record.
AUGAAAGCAGAAUGUAGAGAACUGAAGCUUCUUAGGCAGGGUGGGCUUGACUUACCUCACAAAUAAGGUCCAAAGAAACUCCAAAACCUCAGUCAGUCCUUCACCGCUUCUCUCUCAAACUUCCACUGCUUUCUUCUUCUCUGUUCGUAUCUCACUGUUCUGUCCAAAGCAGCAAUGGUCCUAGAAGACAUGUGUUGCUUCAACAAGGAGAUUCUUGUUAUAAAGCCUCAGAAGAAAUCACCACUGUUGUUAAAGAUGUCAGUGUUGAUGUUUUCAAUGGUGUGUGGUGUUUUUAUUUGUUCUGCUUGUCUAAAGCAGACCAGCAUCCAUGCUAGGACUGUUCUUCUGGAGCUGCAAGGGAUUGAAAACCCUUCUUGGAGUAGAUUCAUCCGAGCGGAUUUUCGUUACCUGCAUUACCCCAAACCUGUUUCUUUUAAGAGGAGUGAGUGUGCUCAUAAUCCUGUGAGAUUCUUUGCCAUAGUGUCAAAUCAGAGAUCUGGUAGUGGGUGGUUUGAGACCCUUUUGAAUAGCCAUGUUAAUGUGAGCUCAAAUGGGGAGGUGUUUUCAGUUUUGGAAAGACGAGUAAAUGUUUCUACAAUUGUACAGACUUUGGAUAAAGUUUACAAUUUGGACUGGCUCAGUAGUGCUUCCAAGAAUGAGUGUUCUGCUGCAGUUGGUUUAAAGUGGAUGCUUAAUCAGGGAUUAAUGGAGCACCAUAAAGAAAUAGCAGACUACUUCAACCGCAGAAGUGUUUCUAUCAUAUUUCUUUUUCGGAGAAACUUAUUACGGAGAAUGGUAUCAAAGCUUGCCAAUUCCUAUGACCGUUAUGCGAAGUUAUUGAAUGGAACACAUAAAUCUCAUGUUCAUUCUGCACAAGAGGCUGAUACUCUUUCAAAGUACAAGCCUACACUAAAUUCAACAUCAUUGUUGACUGACUUGAAGGAUAUGGAGAUGAGUGAUGCAAAGGCUCUGGAAUACUUCAACACCACUCGACAUAUGAUCUUGUACUAUGAGGAUCUUAUAAGAAAUCAAAUUAAGCUAAAAGAUGUGCAGGAGUUUCUAGGAUUCCCACAAAUGGAAUUAACAAGCCGUCAGGUUAAAAUACACAGAGGACCGUUGUCAGGCCACGUUAGAAACUGGGAUGAUGUUACCAAGACACUCAAAGGAACUGCUUAUGAGAGUUUUCUCCAAGCUGACUAUUCAUCUUAACUUCUUUCAACACUCUGCAAAGGUGUAAAUAUCAACAACACUGAUUUUUGUCCCAGGAAAGAGUUUGAGGUUUGGUGCCGGCAAGAAUCAUGCCUGUGUCUUCUAAUGUUUCUUUUCACUGCCAAUCAACACUGUUGAUAAGGUGUGUGCCCUUGUUUCAUUUGUAAGUCUUGUCUGUGCAUUCUUAAAUGACCUUGUAUAGCAGCAUUCAAAGCCUUAUUCCACUAGGUGAGGUCGGUUAUUGGCCAAUUUUCUGUUGGCUGCCGAAUGCCUAACCCAACCUUAUUUCUUAAUCCAGGGACCGUAGGUGGAAUUUAAAUGACCUUGUAUAUGCCAGCUAAUUUAUUAAUUAGUAAGGAUGAGCAUUGCUUUAAGUUUAAUUCAAAAGGCAUUUCUGUGCUUUGUUGUUU